AUGCUCCUUUGGCUAGGACUACGGAUUCUUCAACAGAAUCACCAGAAACUGAAUCCGAUUUGCCAAUUUGAGGCCUUCGAACGCCAACCAGGGAUGAUCUCCGUGCUCGCUGGGAAACCCAAUGCAUCCGUCUUCCCCUUAACAUCCUUCCAAUUCUCGGCCAAGUCGCCGUUCGACCAAGACAAAGAGGAUGCAUUCAGGGUGAUUGGCGAAAAACUAACGCAGGCUCUGCAAUAUGGACCAACACAUGGGAUUCUGUCUUUGAUUGAAUGGAUGGACGGAAGCUUCAUGAAGGAUGGAGACUUACGGUUGGGAGUGGGGCGCAGGACCUUUUAUCUGAAAGCAAGCAGUGCGGUCAUCCAGCCUGGAGAUUAUGCCUUGAUCGAGCCGCCAGCGUACGCAUUGAAAGCAAACAUCAUACACACAGAUAAUGAUGGAACAAAAUCAACAAAUCUACGUGAAAUCCUGGAGAACUGGCCGGAAUCCAGGCCGUUUCCUAAGAUUCUGUAUACAGUUCCGUACAGAGGUAAUCCGUUUGGAGCGACAACAUCAGAGGAACGUCGACGGGAUAUCCUCGCCUUGGCAAGAAAAUACAACUUCCUGAUCUUCGAAGAUGACCCUUACUUCUACUAUUAUUACGGAGACUCACUGUGUCUGGCAUUGUAUUUCGCACUGGAGCACGAGCUACCAGAGGUGGGGAGCGUUGCUCGGUUCGAUAGUCUGUCAGAGAUUAUCUCGGGUGGUUUUCGAAUUGGGUUUGCUUGUGGACCUGAGGUCAAUAUUGAUGUUGUGAAUGUUCACACCUCAAUAUCGAAUUUACAAGCUUCGACAUUUACCCAAGUUAUUGCUGAUACAUUCCUGUGCUCUUGGGGACAUGAAGGAUUCAAGAAGCAUGCAGAGCACGUUGCAGAGUUCUACAGGAGGAUUAAGCUUUUGUUAGAUAACCCGUCUACUUCUCACACCCUCCGAGGGGCACAUGACAAUCCAGAGGGGAAUUCUGACUGCAUACUCUCAUAUGCCAUUACAGAGGGUGUACUCCCCUUACCUGGAAUUUCGUUCAUGCCAGAUGUGAAAGAGACGCCGUAUGUGCGCGUGCCGUUUAGCCAGAUUGAAGAAGAUAAGAUCAAAGAGGCUGUUGUACGGUUGGCAAAAGCAGGGGAGAGUAAUGCACUUGUAUUAGACUUCACAAUCGAGAGUAUAGAGGUGGAAAUACUUAUGUUACUGAUAGGAUAA
Fomitiporia mediterranea MF3/22 is the source of this 1233-nucleotide messenger RNA. RefSeq names its product PLP-dependent transferase. The record is from RefSeq and is a predicted model, not a curated record. Lineage: Eukaryota; Fungi; Basidiomycota; Agaricomycetes; Hymenochaetales; Hymenochaetaceae. Bases 1 to 1233 code for a protein of 410 amino acids. Gene Ontology annotation, biological process: biosynthetic process. The transcript is spliced from 11 exons. Gene Ontology annotation, molecular function: transaminase activity; pyridoxal phosphate binding.